This is a messenger RNA of Staurois parvus, 1200 nucleotides long. The record is from the annotation of a GenBank genome assembly. Lineage: Eukaryota; Metazoa; Chordata; Amphibia; Anura; Ranidae.
AUGCAGACAGUCCUGACACUUAUGAGAGAGCUGUCUAUCCAGUGCAACAUGACCUUACACCAGUCGGAAAUCAUGAACUUUUUGAAGGAGGAACAUUAUGACAUUGCAGUGGUGGACGCAUUCAACCCGUGCGCUAUGCUGGUUACCGAGAAGCUGGGACUCCCAUUUAUUGCUUUCUUUCCUACAAUAAUGGCCAAUGCUUACCGUAUAGGAAUGCCGAGUCCUCUCUCCUAUAGUCCAUUGUUCCAGACUCAGCUCACUGACCAGAUGGAUUUCUAUGGACGUUUAAGGAACACAUUGACUUUUUUUGUUUCAUUAGUAAUCCUGAAAAAGAUGGACUCACUGUUUGAUGGUGUAAUCAAAGAACAUUUUCCUGUUGACUCUAGACCAAAUAUACCCGAUCUUCACUUGAAAGCUGAGCUCUGGCUGUACAAUGUAGACUUCACCCUUGAAUUUCCUCGUCCACUUCUGCCUCACGUUCAGUACAUUGGGGGAUUAUUGGCCAAACCUGUAAAACCAAUAUCACAAGAACUGGAAGACUUUAUAUCUGAGUCCGGCGAUGCUGGUUUCAUUGUAGUGACUCUGGGAUCGAUGUUCUCCUCACUCCCACUAGCGGAAUUCAUCAAAGAAAUGAACGGCGGAUUUGCUCAGAUCAAGCAGAAAGUGAUAUGGAGUUAUCAGAGGUCAAAAUGGCCACAAGAGGUGGAAAUUGCUCCCAAUGUGAAAAUUAUGGAUUGGGUGUCACAGAACGAUUUACUUGGGCACCCUAAACUGCGUCUUUUUGUGACACAUGGAGGAAUGAACAGUUUGAUGGAAGCUGUGUAUCAUGGAGUUCCUGUUCUUGGGAUUCCACUUCUAGGGGACCAGAAAGAAAAUAUGGUCAGAGUAAAAGCCAAACAAAUGGGAACUUAUAUUCUACCUGGCCAACUUAAGGCUGACAACUUUGCCGGGACUAUUCAGCACAUCAUUGAAAAUAAAAGCUACAAGACAUCAGCAAUGAAGCUGCAAGCCAUUAGGAGGUCACAGCCCUUUCCUCCAGACCAACAAUUACUGAGAUGGGUGGAGCACAUCAUCCAAUCGGGUGGAGGUGGUCAUCUUCAUCCCUAUUCUUACAAACUGCCCUGGUAUCAGUAUUGGCUGCUGGAUGUCAUUCUAUUCCUCUCCUCAUCAUCCUCACCGUGGUCGUCUACCUCAUUGUGA